UCUUUCACUAUAAAUAACCUAAACGAGGCCCAUUUCCAAAACCCUCCCUCGAUCUCCCUCUGCUGUCGCCUCUACUUGCAGCUCGAGCAAGGGUUUGAUCGUUUCAAUUCACCAUGGGUAAGGAGAAGAUUCAUAUCAGCAUUGUGGUCAUUGGACAUGUCGACUCUGGUAAGUCGACCACCACUGGCCAUCUCAUCUACAAGCUAGGUGGUAUCGACAAGCGUGUGAUUGAAAGGUUUGAGAAGGAGGCUGCUGAAAUGAACAAGAGGUCAUUCAAGUACGCCUGGGUUCUUGACAAGCUGAAGGCAGAGCGUGAGCGUGGUAUUACCAUUGAUAUUGCUCUCUGGAAGUUUGAAACCACCAAGUACUACUGCACGGUUAUUGAUGCUCCUGGACAUCGUGACUUUAUCAAGAACAUGAUUACGGGUACCUCACAGGCUGACUGUGCUGUCCUCAUCAUUGACUCCACAACUGGUGGUUUUGAAGCCGGUAUCUCUAAGGAUGGACAGACCCGUGAGCAUGCUCUUCUUGCUUUCACCCUUGGUGUGAAGCAAAUGAUUUGUUGCUGUAACAAGAUGGAUGCCACCACACCCAAGUACUCCAAGGCCAGGUACGAAGAAAUUGUCAAGGAAGUCUCCUCGUAUCUCAAGAAGGUCGGUUACAACCCUGACAAGAUCCCCUUUGUUCCCAUCUCUGGUUUCGAAGGUGAUAACAUGAUUGAGAGAUCCACAAACCUCGACUGGUACAAGGGGCCAACCCUCCUCGAAGCUCUGGACCAGGUCAAUGAGCCCAAGAGGCCCUCCGACAAGCCCCUCCGUCUCCCCCUCCAGGAUGUGUACAAGAUCGGUGGUAUCGGUACUGUCCCUGUGGGCCGAGUUGAAACUGGUGUCCUUAAACCCGGUAUGGUCGUCACCUUUGGUCCCACUGGAUUGACUACUGAGGUCAAGUCUGUUGAAAUGCACCACGAAGCUCUUCAGGAGGCUCUACCCGGUGACAAUGUUGGAUUCAAUGUCAAGAACGUUGCAGUCAAAGAUCUCAAGCGUGGAUUCGUUGCCUCCAACUCUAAAGAUGACCCAGCAAAGGAAGCUGCUAACUUCACUUCGCAGGUUAUCAUCAUGAACCACCCGGGUCAGAUUGGAAAUGGAUAUGCACCAGUGCUCGAUUGCCACACGUCCCACAUUGCUGUUAAGUUCUCUGAGAUUCUCACCAAGGUUGAUAGGCGAUCGGGUAAGGAGCUCGAGAAGGAGCCCAAGUUCCUGAAGAACGGUGACGCCGGUUUUGUCAAGAUGAUUCCGACCAAGCCCAUGGUGGUCGAGACUUUCGCCCAGUACCCGCCUCUUGGGCGUUUUGCUGUGAGGGACAUGAGGCAGACCGUUGCUGUCGGGGUUAUCAAGAGUGUCGAGAAGAAGGAUCCCACGGGCGCUAAGGUCACCAAGGCUGCUGCCAAGAAGAAGUGAGAGCCUUGUCGUAGAGAAGCUUGAUGUCGCUGCUGUGUGUCUGUUGUUUUCCUGCUUUCUUCGGUCUCUCUGGGUUUGCAUUGCAUAACUGGGUUUCUUGACUGGAGAUGGGCAGAGUUCAUUUUUGGUUUCAAUUGGCCAGUUUUGUGAGGUGAGUUCCAGGUUUUUUUCUAGAUGAAGUUAAAAUUUUAGCCUACAGAACAAUGUUUAAUUUGGAUGUUAUUGGACAUGUUUGUCAUAAUUUUGCUACAUUUUGUUGUUUAAAUGGAUUGCUAUUUGUGCUCUGUGAUCGUUUC
Molecule: messenger RNA, 1753 nt
Organism: Asparagus officinalis (garden asparagus)
Lineage: Eukaryota; Viridiplantae; Streptophyta; Magnoliopsida; Asparagales; Asparagaceae
Product: elongation factor 1-alpha
Exons: 3
Coding region: 114-1457 (447 amino acids)
Biological process (GO): translation; translational elongation
Molecular function (GO): GTP binding; GTPase activity; translation elongation factor activity
Source: RefSeq, a predicted model, not a curated record